AUGACAGCAUUGGGUCAUGCUAAUCUGAAGAGUCCUCAAGAUAUUGAGGUCUACAUUGUAAAUACAAACUUCACUCUAAGGUGGAGCUACCCGGAGGAUGACACCGAUGUGAUGUUUUCAGCUCAGUACUGCUGCUCUGAAGACUGUCAGUCAAAUGAAAUGGAAUGGGAAGAGUUGGCUGGGUGUCAAAAUGUCACUGGCACCAAAUGUGACUUUUCCUCAGCAAUAACUGAGUACGAUGUUGAAUAUCAUGUGCGUUUAAGGGCUGAAAUGAGGGAAGACAAAUCUCCAUGGUCUAGUUAUUUUGAAAUGAUUCCAUCUGAAAUAGCUGAGAUUGGUCCCCCAGAAAUAGAGUUGCAGUCUACAAAUGGAGUAAUAAAAAUCAAGGUUUCUCCUCCAGAAGCAAAUCAGGCCCAAAAAAUGUGGAUAGAUGAUCUGAGCUUUAAAUAUAAUUUGGUUAUCUGGGAAAACUCAUCAAAUGCAGAGCUCAGAAAGCAAAGUAUCUUUCCUACGGACACAAUUAAUGAUCUUGCACCAGAGACUACCUACUGUUUGAGAGUACAAGCAUACCGCCCUUUGGAAAAGGAAGGCUUAUUCGGCCCCAUCCAUUGCAUAAAAACUACUCGUAAAGUAAAAGAUCUGCUUUGUCCAACAAAUGUGAGAGUUUCUGCUUUGAACAUGAAGUUUCAUCUUCACUGGAAGAGUCAGUACAAGGAAAGUGUGAGAUACACUGUGCAGUAUCUCCUGGCAUAUUUAAAGAAUAUUCCUGGUGACCAGUCAAAAAAGUGGCUCUGUGUACCUGGAUGUGAAAACAUCACUAAUACAAAAUGCAAUUUCACGUCUAUCAUCCCUCCUGCUCCUGGAUUUUAUUAUCUCCGUGUACAGGCAAUGAGUGGAUAUAAUAGAUCAUGCUUGUCCAAUGAAGUAAAAAUAGAUCCUCUGGUAACAAAUGAAAUUGGCCCUCCCACUGUAAAAGUGGACAUCAGUGAUGUUUUGCUCCAUAUCCAGAUUGCUCCUCCAGGAGGAUCUGAGAAUGAGGCCUUCCGAGAUUAUGGCUUGUCUUACCGGGUUCUGUAUUGGAAGAAUUCAUCAAAUAAUGAGGAGGAAGCAAAAAUGAAAGUAGUAAAACAGAGACUUGCGACAGUUUCUGAUCUAACCCCUGCAACGUUGUACUGUGUAAAAGCACAAGCGUUCUCUGAGGCUUACAACAAAAGCAGUCCCUUCAGCAAGGAAGAAUGCAUCAGAACACACGGAGAUAAAAUGUUGCCUCUGAUCAUUAUAGCAAUAUUCAUAGGUGUCCUGGCUGGUGUCUUGGUUAUUGCAAUACCUUUCCUUUUUUUCCUAUAUCAAGCAUAUAAUAAGAUCAAGUAUGUGUUCUUUCCAUCAUGUCAUCCUCCUUCAAACAUAGAGGAUCUUGGAGGACAGCCUUUUGGCUGUCCAUAUCUGCUAACUGAAGAGCCAACAGAAAACUUCUGUAUAAUUGAGAGUAUCAUCACGGAAGAAACAAAGCAAGUUGAUUUUGAAGAGGGCCAACAUUCUAAACAGAGCAGUCGAGAUUCAGGAAAUUAUUCUAAUGAUGAUGAUAAUUCAGGGAGCAAAGUGUCAAAAGAAAAGGAAUUAGUGUAA
Tinamus guttatus (white-throated tinamou) is the source of this 1626-nucleotide messenger RNA. The record is from RefSeq and is a predicted model, not a curated record. Lineage: Eukaryota; Metazoa; Chordata; Aves; Tinamiformes; Tinamidae.